GACAACAUUUGGGAGACAUACUUUCCUUUGCCAUCGCCUGGCCACACCCAUUCCGAACCUUGGCUCCUGUCAAUUACUUCACAGCUCGAGAGUCUCGCGCCCUUUUCGAGAGGCCAGCCUUUCACCAUGGCGACCAUCGUGAGCACGACGCUCUCUUCCCUCAAUUCCACCAUCACCUCCAGCCUCAACACGACAACAUCUGCCGACUACUUCUCCGUCUUCGAGGAGGUCUCCAAGAUCAGUGUCCAACUCAACGUCUUCGAGCGCCUCUGGGCUGCUUGGUACCUCUUCAUGCAGAAUGAUACCCUUGCCACCGGUAUCAUGUCCUUCAUGAUGCACGAGAUUGUCUACUUUGGCCGCUGCCUCCCGUAUAUUAUCAUCGACUGCAUUCCUUCUUUCAACAAGUACAAGAUUCAGAACCAAAAAAUACCUUCAUGGCGAGAGCAGUUCGACUGCGCCGCCCUCGUCUUCAUCAGCCAUGUCACCGUCGAGCUCCCCCAGAUCUGGCUCUUCCACCCCAUCGCCGUCUACUUCGGCAUGGACUAUGGCGUGCCGUUCCCGUCUCUGUUCAAGAUGGCGUACCAGAUUGCUGUCUUCUUCAUCCUCGAGGAUACAUGGCACUACUGGUUCCACCGUGCCCUGCACUAUGGCCCGCUGUACAAGAACAUCCACAAGCUGCACCACACCUACUCCGCCCCUUUCGGCCUCGCCGCCGAGUACGCCUCCCCCAUCGAGGUCAUGCUGCUGGCCGUCGGCAGCGUCGGCAGCCCCAUCCUCUGGGUCUCCAUCACCGGUGACCUCCACUUGUUCACCAUGUACAUGUGGAUCGUCCUGCGCCUGUUCCAGGCCAUCGACGCCCACUCUGGCUACGACUUCCCCUGGAGUUUGCGACACUUCCUGCCUUUCUGGGCGGGCGCGCAGCACCACGACGUGCACCAUGAGAAGUUCAUUGGCAACUAUGCCUCCAGCUUCCGCUGGUGGGACUACUGUCUGGAUACCGAGGCCGGCGAGGAGGCCUCCAAGAAGCGUCGUGAGAAGAAGCUUGCUGCUGUGAGGGCCAAGAAGGCGCAGUAAGCAGUUCAGACUGCGCAGACUCGCUUCCCUGUCUCGCUUUCGCCUCAUUUUUUUUCUCUCCUCAUGACGGUGCAAACCUGGCGACCACUCAGACGCAGUCGCCUUGGUGUACUCUGGACUCCUCAUUGGAUUGAGAUAAAAAUUGAUAGGGGCCACACCUCCUUUGGGAGAAUAUCGGCAGCCUCUCAAGUCGAGGGAAGAUUUGCCGAGAGGAACUAUCUUCAUGGUGCUCAUGAUUCACAACAUGUACAUAUAGGGGGCCGUUGACCGCCCAACAAACUAUAGAAUAAUCCUACUAAUAAGACGAGAAACGGAAAAUUAAAGACUUGAUGAGAAAGAUUUCUGAAACUCUCCAAAAGCUUGAUUAUUUCUUCGGGGUACAACAGUCUCCUGAUGCUGAGGUGGCCUUGUCUGCAAGACCCUUCAGCUGGCAGCUCGCAUCAGCAGAGGUAUCCUCCUGAACCUCCCCAAGCUGCUCAGCCAAUUCAUCACACAGAGUAGCAAGUGAAAUGUCUUUGGCAGACAGGCCCACAGGAUGGUGUGUGGUCCACCGGAUGAAGGUGGUAUUAUAGACAUUGGACCACUCUGGGUGGUGGUUCUUGCACUUGCAGUGUAUGGACACUGCUGUCAUGAAGUCCCAGGUUUUUGCAAAAGUCUUGAAUUUGAAGGACCGCUCGAUGCCCUGGCCAUCUUGUGUAAGGAGCCAUUUCUUGCUUGUCAGCCUGUCCAACUCUUUUGUGAGGACAGCUUCAUCAGAUCCAUCAGAAAGUCGGGGCUUUGUUGCCAUCGCGCCUUCUUUUGAGAAGGACCGGCUGAGGGUGAUUGGUCGAAUGACUGAUGGAAAUAACACUGAUUUCCUUGUGCAGGUUGGUGAUAGCUUCAUGCUGAGAUCUUCUGGGGCCAAUACACACUUGUCUGCCUUGUCCCUCUCUCUCUGUCUCUCUCUGUCCCUCUUUCCUUCUUCUCAUCCAAG
Cryphonectria parasitica EP155 is the source of this 2047-nucleotide messenger RNA. RefSeq lists its product as uncharacterized. The transcript is spliced from 5 exons. Bases 127 to 1074 code for a protein of 315 amino acids. NCBI's taxonomy places the organism in Eukaryota, Fungi, Ascomycota, Sordariomycetes, Diaporthales, Cryphonectriaceae. The record is from RefSeq and is a predicted model, not a curated record. Gene Ontology annotation, molecular function: iron ion binding; C-4 methylsterol oxidase activity. Gene Ontology annotation, biological process: ergosterol biosynthetic process.